AUGAACACUGAGGUGAUGUGCAUUUAAUCUAGAUACUUCUACUGAAGACAUGAUGGUAUACAACUGUUGUUAGUAUGAACUCCUCAAAAAAUGUUGGCAGAAAAAGAUUAGGACGUAUACCCAUAACUUCUGCCAAACCAGCAUCUUCUUUGAAUCGACCUUGCCAAAUACCACAAAGGACCAAUGGAGACAAGAAAAAUAUUUCAAGGUCAGAUGAGAACCAUCCAGUUGAACUUUCCUUCAGUUCUUCAUUUGCACAUGACCUUGACCUUGAUGUUGACCUUAUGUCAGCACUCGACAAAAUGGAAACUGAAUACGGAAGCAAAGUGAAAGGAGACAAAACUACUAAAACAGAGACACAUACUGUAAAUGCCAACAUAGUCUCCAAACACAAUGAGCAAAACCAGAGUAAUAUAACAAAGAAAACAACACAUUUAGAAUUUGGUAAAGGUGAGAUAAAGACAGCAAGUUUGAGGAAUGUCAAAUACCAGUCUACACCAGCUAGAAUCAGCAACAAAAUAAAUUUUGUAGAUGUGCCAGUAGCCGAAAAUUCCAUCUCAAAUUCUUUUCAUGAUCUAUCAUUUGCAAGCCCAAUGGAAAUAUCAACUCCACAGAUUUUUAAAGCAAAAAGAUCAGUGUCGAGUAGUACAAGAUCUUCAGCAUCAAGAAAAGCAAACUUAUCAGCUACAAAGAAGUCUGCUGAGAAAAAUAUAAAAGCAGUGUCUAAAAUUAAAACUUCUACACCCCAGUUUACUCCACGUAGAAGUCUGAGAACAAAUUCUGGUCAGAAGCGAAAGAAUCAGUUGAAGAAAAAGCGCGUGUUAGAUGGACUAGAGGACUCCCACACUGAAGGCAGUAAAGAUGAAAAUCCUAAUAAAAGCGACUUUUUCAGGUCUUUGAUGGUAGAAAAUGUUAGUUUAGAAGAAACUAACAUAGCUCAAAAUGACAAUGUAAAGAAAAUAAAGCCAACAGAAAACCACCCCAAAUUAAAAAGUUGGACAGAUGAGCACAAAAAUAAAGAAAAUAAACAAAUUCAAAAUUCCAGUGGUUCAGUUACAGUAGGUGAUACCAAUGUUGCUGCAGGUAAAGAUAAGGACUGUAAACAGGUGAAUGCAAGAAACCAAAGUGAAAACAACACAGAAAUAAAUCUAGAGGACCUUCCUCACAUACCAACAAGGGGAGGUAAUACACAUGAUACCAGUAACUCUGCUUCAAUGGUUGGAAAAACUGUGGAAAUUCAGCCAGAUUUAGAGGCAGACCAGCUUGCCUUGUCAUCAUGGGGUCUUCCAGAUCCAGUGUUAAAACAAUACCAUAGUCGACAUAUCAUACAUAUGUUCCAGUGGCAGGCAGAAUGUUUACUCAUGGGAAAUGUUCUAGGGGGAGGUAAUCUUGUUUAUUCAGCACCUACAAGUGCAGGGAAGACAAUGGUUGCAGAGUUACUGGUCUUGAAGAGAGUGAUGGAAACAAGAAAGAAAGCAAUUAUAAUCCUGCCAUUUGUUUCAGUCACUAGAGAGAAAAUGUUCUAUCUUCAGGAUUUAUACCAAGAUGCAGGUAUACGUGUGAGCGGUUUCAUGGGUCACUAUGCCCCAGCCGGUGGCUUCAGCAGUAUUGAUGUUGCUGUGUGUACCAUAGAGAAAGGCAACAGUUUAAUUAACAGAAUGUUAGAAGAAAACAAACUUGACCAACUAGGAAUUAUAGUGAUAGAUGAGCUACAUCUGAUAGGGGACAGACAUAGAGGUUACCUGCUAGAACUGUUGCUCACCAAGAUAUCAUAUAUGUCACAGAAAGCUAAACAAAAUACUCACAGUCAAACAAGUUUAAACAUUCAAGUUGUUGGCAUGAGUGCCACGCUGCCCAAUUUGGACCUGCUGGCCCAGUGGUUGAAUGCUGACCUGUACCGCACGGACUACCGACCAGUGCCUCUAUCUGAGUGUGUCAAGAUUGGUACAGCUUUAUAUGACUCGAGUAUGAAUCUCGUCAGGGACAUUGAUACUAAAUAUGCAGUCAAGGGAGAUGAGGACCAUGUUGUUCCACUGUGUAUUGAGACAAUCAGGGAUGGUCACUCUAUAUUGAUCUUCUGUCCUACAAAGAAUUGGUGUGAGAAACUCUCAGAAACUGUUGCUAGGGAACUCUACAAUCUGCUUAGAAACCCUGAAGUUGCUGUUGCAGGAAAGGGAUUUGUGAAAGCAUCAGACUUGCUGGUUCUCCCACUUGACCAAUCAGCACUUAGAGAUAUUAUAGAACAGUUACGUCGUACUGCAGUAGGACUGGAUUCAGUCCUCGGUAGAACGGUUCAAUUUGGGGUAGCCUAUCACCAUGCAGGUUUAACAUUUGAUGAGAGAGAUAUUAUUGAAGGGGCAUUUAGGCAGGGUAUACUGAAAGUUCUGAUUGCUACAUCUACAUUAUCUUCUGGUGUGAACCUCCCAGCUCGGAGAGUUCUGAUACGUACACCCGUGUUCCAUGGACAACUGAUUGACUUUCUUACAUACAAACAGAUGAUUGGUCGGGCUGGCAGGAAGGGCGUCGACACAGCUGGGGAGAGUAUUCUGUUAUGCAAACCCAGUGAACGACCGAAAGCUGAGAAACUGGUGAAAGGGGCACUGCCCGCUGUACAGAGUACCCUUGUCAGAAGUGAAGGUGAGCCCCUAAGUUCUAGUAUGAAGCGUGCUAUACUAGAGGUGGUAGUGAGUGGUGUGGCUAUGUCCCCGGCUGAGGUGUCAUGCUAUGCGUCCUGCACCCUGCUGGCGGCCUCCCUAACCAAGGAGGAGGAUCAGACCAAGGACCUCAUACAGCAGUGUGUACAGUUCCUACAGGAAAAUGAGUUUGUUUGUACUCAGAAAAUCAAGGGACCUGAGGGUGUAGAGAGUGAGAGAUUUGUACCAACCCAGUUAGGUGCAGCUGUACUGGCAUCCUCUAUAUCACCUGAUGAAGGACUGGUGGUAUUCUCGGAGCUGCAGCGAGCAAGACAAUGUUUUGUUCUAGAAAAUGAACUUCAUAUUAUAUAUCAGGUGACACCUAUUUAUGCCCAGAUAGAUUCUAUAGACUGGUACCAGUAUUUCAGUAUCUGGGAAACUCUGACAAUUGGAAUGAGAAAAGUAGCAGAAUUAGUUGGCAUACAGGAGUCAUUCCUGGCUAAAGCUGUUCGAGGUCGUAUUCUCACCAAGACAUCGGCACAGUUGAAGCUUCUGGCAAUACAUAAGAGGUUCUACACGGCGUUGGUGCUCCAUGAUUUAGUGCAGGAAACCCCACUGAAUGUGGUUGCUAGGAAGUACAACUGUAACAAAGGACAACUACAGUCACUGCAACAAUCUGCUGCUACAUUUGCAGGUAUGGUAACAGUGUUCUGUGCCAGACUUGGUUGGUCAAAUCUUGAGUUGAUACUGUCUCAGUUCCAGAACCGUCUUACCUUUGGAGUACAGAGAGAACUUUGUGAUCUGGUUCGAAUAUCAGCUCUUAAUGGUCAGAGGGCCAGAGUGAUGUACAAUGGAGGAUAUCAGACAGUCGCUGCCCUUGCCAGUGCCCACCCAGCUGACGUUGAGGCAUUGCUAAAAAAUUCAGCUCCAUUUCAAAGUAACAAGAAACAAGACACAGAGAGUGAAUGGGAGGCAGAACAGAGACGGAAGACUCGCUGUAUUUUCCUGACAGGACGUAAAGGUGUAACAGAGUAUGAGGCUGCCCUAGCUGUCAUCACUGAGGCCAAGUCUAUCAUACAGGAGGAGCUAGGUGGUCUGGGUAUCCAGUGGAAGGAAGGAGAGAGUGAACCUCCUCCUGCUUUAAAAUCUCCUGUUCUUUUGAGUCCACUGGCAGCUACAAGAAGAAACAAGAAAGGGCAGAACAGACGCUUGUCCAAUCCUAAAUCCAGUAAGAAGCCCAGUCCAUGUAACAAGGGAGAUAACCUGAAUAAACAGUCUGCAGCUUGUGUUAUUUCCCCUCCUGCUACAAAGUCAGGAACGAAAGUGAUCAAAGGGAGUGAAAUAAAUGUUAAUAAAGAGACAAAUUCCAGAUCAGAAAUAGCAGCUAAAGUGGCAGAUGUUAUUAUUGAAAAUACUACAGAAAAUUUAAAUCAGAAGACUUAUUCAAAUACAUUAAAUAAUGAAAUUCCAAAUGGUGAUGACAGAGCAAAAGAUAAAUUAUCAGAUAGCAGAAUUCCUGUUAAGAAAAUAAUUAUAGACAAAAAUGUUACUGACUCCGAAAAAUUUAUGAAAGAAAAUGAAAAUGUUCUAGUAAAUUUAGUACAAAAGAGAAAUGAAAAUUUGAAUAUUGAGGAAAGGAAUGGUGUUACAACAACAGCUGUUAUUGAAACAGUACCAAACCAUUCUGAAGAUGUGAAAAGUUCAGAUGAAAGAAUUAUUACGAAAGAAACUGUAAAUGACAUGGUUAAAUGUCAGUCCGAAAGUAAUACAAUGGAAUUUUGUGAGCAGAAUCUUGAAAAUACUGAUAUAUGUUUAGCAGGUAAUAUCAAAAGAAAUAAUCAAAGACAUAUUGUGUCUGACGACAGAAAUGUUCAGAAAAGAUUGGAAGGGAGUAAACUGAAAGAGUUACACACUUCUGAGUUGUUGGUUGAAUGUGGUAAAGCGACAGGGAGUGAAGUAUUCAAGAAAGGUAAAGUGGAAGGUAGUACUCCAGUUGUAGAGCAAGACAAGCAAAGCAUGAAAAAUGAUGCAAAUAAAAAUAUUGUAAAAUUAGUUGGAAAACAAAAUCAAAUCAUAGAAAGAAUUAAAGAAAAGCAUAUUGUAGAGGAAAGCAACAGAAAUGCAAAUAAUGUAAAACUGGGUGCUGAAUUAAACAGUCCUGUGAAUUUUAAUACUGCUGAUAACGAAGAAGUAGAAUCUAAUGCAGUAAAUCCUCAGAAUCAAGACAAUGAACCCAGAAUUGCAGCUUUGAAUGAAAGAGACCCUCAAGUUUUGAGUGGAAUGUGUAGUGAAAGAGAUCCUCGUGUUAUGAGAGAAACAUGUAAUGAAAGUGAUUUCGGUGAAAGUUUUAUGAUUGAUACACAAAGUUUAAAAAAAAUAGAAAAUUCUAGAAGCAGUAAAACCAUAACUGAAAAUGCUUGUACAGUGGUUGAAAAGGAGGAAAAACCUAUACUUACUACUGCUGAUCUCAAUAUUGAAAAUGAAUUUUCAGAAGGGUUAUUCACAGAAGACCUUGAAAUGGACAGUUUUAAUGCGUCUAACAGAAAUAUUUUGCCCUGUGACCAGUCUCAGUCACACGGUCGUUAUAACAAGCCUGUUUGUCCCAUGAAGGGAAGCCAGAGUACUGGCAGAGGAGUUAAUACAAAUGGAAGGACUGAGUCUAGAUUCAGUGUGUCUGACAGUGAAAGUGAGGUAGAUAUAUCCCAGAAUGCACUGGACAUGAAUAUAUCCCAGUGUUCUGGUGAGGAUAUGUUCAAUCAGUCUGCAGAUUUAGUUGCUGCCAGUAAUUAUGAGAGAGUUGUUCUCACAGGAGAUUCUAGAAUUGAAGCAGUUAAUGAUUCAUACCAGGAUUUACACAUUCCAUACCAAAGUGGACAAGAAAAAUGCUUUGAAAAAACAGAUGCGCCUGCUCCUAUUGUUGCAAAUGUUGUAAACGUUGUAACAAACUUGUGUGUAAAGAAUUAUGGAGAAGCGAAAUCAAAAACAGAUGCUUCAGCACUGGAAAAGGUACCUGCCUUUGGUCAGCAAUUGAAUAUUUUGGGUCAGUUUUCUAGUCAGAGGCCAGCAAAGACUGUAGUGAACAAAGAAUAUUUGCAUGAAGACCUAGCAAUUGCUUUGGAAAUGGGAGAAUCUUUUUCUUCAACAUUUAAUGUACCAACACAAAGUCAGGUGAAGAUAACUUACAAAAACAAUAUAGAUGAUAAAAGAUGUGACAGUGAAGAUAACCUUGGAGAUUCUUUAACUGUUUCUAUGGUUGAAAAAGUUCUUGAAGAACCUGUUGAAAUUAAAAAUUCUGUGAACCUAAGUAAUUCAAACAAUACAAGUGCAGACACCGCCAAUGGUAAUAUUGAGAAAAACAUGUCAAAGCAUAUCUGUGAUAAAAAUUCUAAAUCUGAAUCUAUAAUGAAAUUGAAGCAGUCUGUGAUACCUAAAACAUCAUUAAAUUAUCCAUCAGAAAAGUGUAAAGGUCCUGCUAAAGCUCAGUUUCUAACUCCUAAGAGAGAAGCUGUUAAGAGAUUGAGAGGAAGCCCCUCGGUUAGAGAUUCAAAGAUGCGAAAAACUAAGGAUGUUGAGUAUUCAACACCAGAGGCUUUAGAAAAGCAUACCAGAAGAACAAAUAAAAGCAAUGAUAAAAACAAUGUUGAUGAUUGUAAAGUAGAUCAUAGAAGUAAGAGGAAAAGGAAAAGUAAUGAAAAUGUUACCCCAGUUUCAGAAAAGUCACAGACAGGGUCUGUUUCAGAGAUGAAUACAAGUACAGGUAGUGACUGUGUUCCCCCAACCCCACCAGAUGAGGCUCCAACAGGUUCACUGUUAGCUUUGGUCAGAACUCCGGCCAGGUCACCUGUAGUGAAUCUUCCACCUGUCUCUCCAUUCAGUCCAAGGCUUAAAAGAAAUUGUAGAAACCAACUAAGUUCUUUAAGAAGUGCUGCAGAUGAUCAGGCUAAUCAUAAACCAGCAGCAGGCACCAGUACUGAAGCUGAUGGUGGUAUAGAAAAGAUUAACAGAACUGCUGUCUGUGCAAAAUCUAGAGAUGAAGAAACAGUGGCUGCAAUGAAUAAUGAUAAUGUUGUAGAAUCUAAACAUCAUCUUAAUGGAACAGAAACAAAAAGCAUUGGAACAUGUAAUGGAGUAAAAAAAACUGCUGCUGAAGUUAUUGAUGAUAAUAGAGAAAAGGAACAAGUCAAUGAUGAAAACUGUGAAAUGGAUGUGAAUAAAGAAAAUGAAGAUUUUCUAUCACCCUCAUUCAUAGAUCCAGAUGAAUCGGGGAUACAAUUGACCCAGUCUUCAUUUAGCAUUAUAGAUGUAUGCGGUGAUAAGAGACUGUUUAAGACAUUUAUCAUGGAGUGGAGGACUAAAGCAAGGUAUGCAGUAUCACUGGCAUGUGAGAGGAUGUCACCUGAUUGUCCUGGUGGAGGAAUUGGAGCUAAUUUUAAACAAGGAGAAACUCCAGCAAAACAAGGAGUGAAGGACAAAGGAAUACCAGUAGACAGUCUAGGUAUUGUGAUUGUUGGUAUAGCUGUAUCCUGGGACAACAGAGAUGCUUACUAUGUCUCCUUUACACAUGAACAACCUUGUGAAGGUGAUCCGGAUGACAGUUUAGCCCCGCCUCCGUCUGAUACAGACAUCAGUAUAGCAAUCAGAGUGAAGGCAGUGAAGUCUGUACUACAACAAGCUGUCUGUAAACAACAACCUGUUACCAUGGUGAUGUUUGAUGUGAAAGCGCACUUUAGAGCACUAGCAGAGGGGUGUGGCUUUGCUCCGAAAGGACAUUGUGAGGAUCCUAAGGUAGCAUGUUGGAUGUUGGAUCCAGGCGCCAAGGAGAAAAACCUACAUCGUAUGGUGACCAAUCUCUUACCAACAGAGGUCCAUAUGCUACAUGGUGUAGGUGGCGGUAUAGGGGUAAGCAGUCUUGGUAUGAGCCCACAGAACCCAGGUUCAGGCAGAUACCGUGCCACCACAGAGGCCGUUCUAGUCAGACAUCUUGGGGAAUAUUUCAGGGUUUGUUUAGAGAAAGAGGAGAUCUAUGGAGUAUUUAGAGAUGUAGAGAUGCCGUCUGCUGUAACAUUGUGUAGGAUGGAACUUAAUGGCUUUGGAUUCAGUCAAGAGGAGAGUGAGAACCAGAAGACUGUAAUGACAGCAAAGUUAUCUGCCCUUGAGGAACAAGCAUAUAUGUUAGCUGGUCAUCCGUUUUCUCUGUCAGCAACAGAAGAUGUUGCACAGAUCUUGUAUGUUGAGCUGCAGUUUCCACCCAAUGGAGACCCUACAUCUAUGCCUGCCCCUAGAUCUCUCGCCCCGAAAAGAGGUGGAGCCCCACGACGAGGUAGAGGCAAGCCCCAGUACAGCACGUCUAAGGAUAUUCUGGAGAAGUUGAAGAAGCUCCACCCCCUGCCUGGGAUUAUACUGGAGUGGAGAAGAAUUACUAAUGCUCUAACCAAAACGGUCUUCCCUCUACAGAAAGAAAAGGUGUGUUACAUACUAUAUCCUUAA
Mercenaria mercenaria is the source of this 8120-nucleotide messenger RNA. Its product is annotated as DNA polymerase theta-like. The record is from RefSeq and is a predicted model, not a curated record. The transcript is spliced from 24 exons. The coding region runs from base 75 to 8120 and encodes 2681 amino acids. NCBI's taxonomy places the organism in Eukaryota, Metazoa, Mollusca, Bivalvia, Venerida, Veneridae. Gene Ontology annotation, molecular function: nucleic acid binding; ATP binding; DNA-directed DNA polymerase activity. Gene Ontology annotation, biological process: DNA-templated DNA replication; double-strand break repair via alternative nonhomologous end joining.